Botrytis sinoallii is the source of this 1280-nucleotide messenger RNA. RefSeq lists its product as uncharacterized. NCBI's taxonomy places the organism in Eukaryota, Fungi, Ascomycota, Leotiomycetes, Helotiales, Sclerotiniaceae. The record is from RefSeq and is a predicted model, not a curated record. Bases 1 to 1266 code for a protein of 421 amino acids. The transcript has 3 exons.
AUGCAGCAAAUUUAUUCAUUUCUUCUUACUUUCCAGCGAUUUCUCACUUGCGGCCGAGUAAGGAGACCCCCAUCGAGAUUAAAAGCCGAAGAUCUGCCUCAAAAACACCUGCGAGUAACACAGCCAUGUCUCGAAGAAAAUUUUGAUCAAUCAAAUUGCGAACAAUUGGGGUACGAAUCAGCCUCACACAGAACAAACAGCACUUGCAGUAGUGCAUACAGCGAUGGACAAUGCCCCAAUUCCCCCAAAGUUCCCAAGGGUCCUGCCUCGACACUGAUGCACACGGCAACGUCGAGCUUUCCGGAUCUCAUCGAAUCAGAUUGUGCCCACUCAAAUUGGGGCAUUGCUCAAAUUUUUCCCAAUGAGGAAUGGUUCCAGAAUGCCCCAAACCUCCCCUUUUCCUCAGCCGAUUACGAUUUUUUGUUGCCUAAUUUUACAUGCGAUCCCAAUAUCGAAAGUUCGUAUGUUCCAAUGAUUGGCGAUUCUCCAAUACUUGACACUUUUGAUUUUGACGAUUCUUGGUUGACUGGCGACAUCUCUUCACCAUCGCUUCCUUAUGCUGAACAAUUUCAAUUUUGUAGCCCGACGUCGAGUUACGAGAAGCUUUCAAACGUCUCAAGAGAAGCUGUAACAUCGGCUAAAGAUAGCAAGUACGCUGAUUUUUUGGAGUCUAAUUUCAGCGGACCGGCUCAGUGUGAUUGGAAAGGAUGUACUUCAAAGGCAACAUUUUCCACCCCAAAAGCUUUCAACAAACAUUUAAAGAAUAUACAUCUGAGACCCUUGGUCUGUGACGUUGGGGGUUGCGGCUAUCAGAAACCAUUUAGAAAUAAGUAUGACUUGGAACGACACCGACAAACUGCACACCUUCGUGCCCGUAACCACGAGUGUCCAUUUGUGCACUGUGGAAACAUCGGGUUCGCCCGCAAAGACAAACUAUGGGUGCAUAUCCGGGAAUGUCAUGAUCAAUCAUCUACUGUCAGUAUAUGUCCUGUAAUUCACUGCGGGAAAGAGGUUGAGACGCCUGUCUCCGAGCACAUACAGAAAGAACACGGAAGUUUUGAAUGCGGGUUGAGCACGUGUGGAAAAAAGCAAAGUCGCUUCACGGAUAUUCAACUCGAAAGUCAUUUGAGAAGCGCGCAUGGAUUGAAUCCUGGAGAAGCUUCGAAAGCUGUUGGGGCGACCAAAAAAACUUCAGAUAAAACGAUACGAAGAACAGAUCUCUACACAAAAUCAGAGAUAAGAGAAUGUGCCAUUUGCAGUCCCUAAUGUUUGCUCGGUGG